Messenger RNA from Dioscorea cayenensis subsp. rotundata (Guinea yam), 4186 nucleotides. RefSeq names its product golgin subfamily A member 3. The record is from RefSeq and is a predicted model, not a curated record. Bases 1 to 3852 code for a protein of 1283 amino acids. The transcript has 6 exons. Lineage: Eukaryota; Viridiplantae; Streptophyta; Magnoliopsida; Dioscoreales; Dioscoreaceae.
AUGGAAGGAGAGACACAGGCUAGCUCUGCAGAGGUUGAAGUGCAGUUGCCCACCAAGCUUGAGGUUGAGGUGGAGGGAGAUGAAAAUCUAGUCAAUGGAAAGUCACACCUAUCAACCAAAGGAGGUAGCAAAGAAGACAUGGAAGAGGAAGUGACGUCAGAUGAUUUUAUAAAGAUAGAAAAAGAAUCUAUCGAUGUGAAGGAAGUUCCGCAUUCAGUCACACCAGUAGCCAAAGUGGAUGAAAUUCCGUCUGCCCAAUAUUGGCCUUGCCGAAGAAAAGCUAGAAAAAUUGAGAAGCAUUGUGAGCAGCUUGAAUCUGACCGGGUGAGCCUGAAAGAUGAGGUUCUAGGAGCUGAACUAAAGUACAAUAAGCAGCUUGAGUCACUGCAAGAGGCAUUGGGGGCUCUAGAAGUGAAGCAGAAGGAGCUAGUUGAUGUGAAGGAAGCUUUCAGUGGAUUGUCUGCUGAGCUGGAAAAUUCAAAAAAAGUGAUGGAAGAGUUUGAAUCAAAGCUGGUAAUAUCAGCAGCCGAGGCAAGAAAAUUUGAAGAGCUCAGUAAUGAGAAAAGCUCACAUGCUGAGGUACAAGCAAAGAAGGCUUUAGAGUUUGAGAAUAUGCUAGAAGCUGCAAAACUUGGUGCCAAGGACAUGGAAGAUCAAAUAGGCAAUCUGCAGGAAGAGUUGAAGGGCCUAUAUGAUAAGAUUACAGAGAAUCAAAAAGUCGAAGAAGCAUUGUCUGCAACUGUAUCAGAGCUCUCAGCUACCCGGGAGAUGUUGCAGUUUUCAAAUUCAAAAAUAACAGAUUUAGAGCAAAAGCUUGCUUCAGAGGAAAGCACUAUUCAUGAUCUGACAGAACAACUAAAUCUUCGGAAAGUUUCUGAAGAACAGAUGAGAGAAGACAUAAUAGCUUUGGAAAGUCUGUUAUCAGCCUCCAAAGAAGAGAGCCAAGCAAAGAUUGCUAAGCUUGAGGAACUUGAUGCAAAGCUUCUAGAAGAACUGAAGAUAAGGCAAACUUUUGAAGAAAGCUUGAAAGCCCAUGGAACUCAAACAUCAAAUCUACUGGAGGAGGUGGCUAAGUUGAGUGGAGAAAAGGAAGCUCUUGAGAACAUCAUUGCUGACCUAAACACAAAUUUAUCAAUGAAUAAGGAGUUGUGCAAUGAACUAGAGGAAAAGCUUAAUCUGGCUGACACAAACCUCGGCAACACAGCCUUACUCCUCACUCAGGCAUUAUCAAAAAUUGAGGAACUCGAACAAAAACAGAAGGUCCUUGAAGACAACCUAGAAGAAUCCAAAAAGAGUGCUGAAGCUGAAAUUCAGAAAAUUCUUGAGCUUGAUGCUUUGCUUCAGGCAUCCAAAGCAUCUGAGGAAGAUGUGAAGUCUCAAUUGAAGGAGACUGAGGUGAAGUUGAUGUCUACAGAGAAGCAGAGUACAGAGCUCGAGCAACAGUUAGCUUUGGCAGAACUGCGAUUCACUGAUGCAGAUAGAGAAAUAAAUGAACUCAAGGAGAAAACAGCAGAGCUGACCACUUUGUUAAAAGAAGCUGAUGAGGCAAAAGAGCUAUCAAGAUGCCAUUUCCAGGCCUAUGAAGAAAGAAUUGGCCAAUUGGAAUCUUCUUUAGGUAGUUCAAGCACAAAGCACGAUGCACUUGAACAAGAGUUGAAGCAACUCGCUGAAAAAUGCACUGAACAUGAAGGGAGGGCCAGUGAGACACAUCAACGCAAUCUAGAACUGGAAAAUUUGGUUCAAGAAUCACAUUCACGAGCAGAAGAUGCUGGAAAGAAAGCAAGUGAACUGGACCUAUUGUUGGAGACUGCUAAUUAUCGAACACAGGAGCUCGAAAAUCUAGUGAGUGUUAUGGAGACAAAACAUAGAGAUGCUGAAGCAGAAGCAACGCGGCAUGGUGUCAGAAUUUCCGAGAUUUCUGCAGAACUAGAAGCAUUCCAGGCAAAAUCAGCAAGCCUUGAAGUCUUGCUGCAAACUGCCAAUGUGAAAGAGCAAGAGUUAGCUGAUAUGUUGAGUACCACUACUGAUGAGAAGAAGAAAUUUGAAGAACUAUCAAAACUUUAUGCAGAAAAAGUUGGCCAUGCCGAGAAUGUUGUUGACGUCUUACAAGGAGAAUUAAAAUCAGUGCGAGAGAAAGUGGAAAGUGUUGAAGAAGAUCUGCAGGCUUUCACUGUGAGAGAGGCGGAGUUACUGGAAAAGCUAAGAUUCACAGAAGAACAGUUAGAACAUCAUGGGCGGGCAGCAGAACAAGCAAAUGCAAGAAGCUUGGAGCUAGAAAGCUUUCAUAAUUCAUUUUCUAAAGAAUCAGAACUAAAACUUCAAGCAGCAUUAGAAAGUAUUUCUCAAAAGGAUUCAGAAACAAGACAGUUGCUCGAGGAAGUGAAGUCCCUGGAUGAACAAGUUCUUCUAUAUCAAAACCAGGCUCUUGAAGCAACUGAAAAAGUUGCAUCACUGAAAGCGGAAUUGGAGGCAAAUGCAAUAAAAUUUGUUGCUCUAGAAGAGACAAUUGAUGAUCUCAAAAGGAAGCUAGCAGAUAUCGAAGGAAAAGCUGAACAGUCAUCUUCUGAGAAUGAAUUAUUGGCAGGAACUAAUAAAAAGCUGAGGGAAGAGUUGGAAACUCAUCAGCUCAAGGUCAAUGAGCUGAUGAGCUCCAUUCACACCGAGAAGGAGGCAACUGCUGAACAACUAGCUUCCCACAUGAAAACUAUUGCUGAGCUAACAGAUAAGCACUCCAGAGGCUUGCAAAUCCAGUCUGAAACUGAAUCCCGCGUGAAGGAAACUGAAAUCCAGCUACAUGAAGCCGUUCAGAAAUUCACUCAAAGGGAUUCUGAUGCUAGGGAUUUGAAUGAGAAGCUGCUUGCUCUUGAAGAUCAAGUGAGAAUAUAUGAAGAACAAGUCAGAGAAUCAGUUGCUGUUGUGGAAUCUCAGAAGUCCAACCUAGAAGAGACUACAUUGAAGCUACAGGACAUGGACAAAUUAGUUGAUGAGAUGCAUUCCAAGGCUAAGCAAUUUGAGACUGAGAACGAGACCUUAAUCAGAACGAACUUGACUUUGACUCAGGAGCUAGCGGAGUAUGAGGCAAAAAUGAAUGAGCUAAAAGCAGCGCUUGAUGCAGUCAGUGCAGAGAAAGAACAUACAUUUUCACAGCUUGAUUCUUCUACAAAAGUAAUAGAGGAUCUCAAGCAACAGAUUGCUUCUGACAAAGAGAAACUUGACUCACAGAUAUCUUCUAUCCAGGUGGAGAAUAACUCACUCAAUGAGAUGCAUGAAGCUGCGAAGCAGGAACUGGAAGAAGUCAGAGUUCAGAUGGAUGAAAAGUUGAAUGAGCUCAAGGAAAGAGAGUCUUCUCUUGCAGUAUAUGGAGAGAAAUUAGAACAAGGGCUAUGUGAGAAAGCUCUUUUGGAGGCACGCAUCACUGAACUUGAACAACAGUUGUUGGUAGCUGGAAGGAAAUCUAAUGAAGAGAUUCAAAGCAAAGAAGCAAUACUAUCUGCCAUGGGGGAGCAUGCAGCUGGUCUUCACAAGGAAGAUCUUUUCCUUGAAAGUCCGAGGCACCUUCAGAAAGAGCAAGAUCUCACUCAAAACACUAUAGCAACAAAGGAUAAGGAUGCAGUAACAGAAACCACUGUUGGCAGUGUGGAGGUGAAAUCCAGAGAUUUUGUGUUGGGAACAUCAACAACAACAAAAAGGAAGAGCAAGAAAAGAAGUGAGGCUGUGCCCAGUGAGACAAUUCCAGCCCAUGCAUCGACCACAGAUACUGCACAUCAUUCAGGCGCUAUGGCCUUCAAGUUCGUACUUGGCGUUGCUCUGGUGUCCAUGGUUAUUGGCGUUAUACUUGGAAAGAGAUAUUAGUAUUGUGAAUUCAUUUAUUCCAUUGGAUUAAUAUGCAGUCAAGAAUGGUUUGCUAUUGAAUUUCUAUUUACAGUCUAGGUCUUGGUGUUGCCAAGGGGGGAAUGGAUGAAAACCAGUUUGUUCCAUUGAAGUUCUCUGGUUAUGUUUGUAGUUCAAAAGCAUCUGAGUUUGGGUUGGGAAUUCACUUUUUUUUCUUAGUCCAUUCCUAGCCAAAUGCAUUGAAGAAGCUGCUGCUUUGCUUGUAAUUAUUUUGCUGUAUUUGAACAUGUAAAACUUCUAUGUAUUGUAAGUAAUUUGGAUUUUGUGUCAGAUAAAAUGUUUUUAUGUUUAGAGA